CCAGGAGACUCAGGAAUGAAGCUGUUGUUUGCUGGACUGAAGGAUCCAGGCUGGACACUGGACACUCUCAGGUAUGGAGAGAAUGUCUGAUCGAGGAAGAAGAGCUGGAAACAGUUCCUGUGUCCUUCACUCACUUCCUGUUUGUGUCCUGAAGAUGUGAAUGAACAAACACACCUGCAGGAACAUUUUACCUUUCUUCCCAACAGAAUGUUUCUAUAUACUAUUUUAACAGCUAAAAUAACACACUUUUUAUUAUAAAACACUUUAGUGGUUUUAAUUCAUAAUUAUAUUGAGGUUUUCAAAAAUAUUUUAUUUCUGUAUUUUGUCUUUUAAUUUGCAAUAAGUUUCCACAAUGAAUUCAUGAUGUUAAUCUCUAUUAAACUGUGAGAAUUAACAGCAUGUGACACAGUUUCUGUCCUUCCUGCUGUUAACCUUGUAUACUUUCUCUGGUGCUGUGUGUUAUGCUGCAUCAGAAUGCUGGACUCACUUAGAAGUCAGAGGUCAUGUGCAGUAACCACACUAACACCAAGAGGAGAAAAAACAGCUGGCAGCAAAGGCAGGGAGGUAUCCUUUCCAGCUAAACAGAAGAGGAAUAAAAAGAUAAUGAAGGUCACAGUUUGAAUCAGUCAUAUUUCAUUCAAUACAGUAGUGUACUGACAGAUCCAGGAUCAGUCCAAAUCAUCAGCAGUUUGAUCCACUUUUGGAUUCAAGUGUAUUUGUGUCUAACAUCAUUAAUCUAACAUCAUUAUCAGUGUCUAACAGUAUGUGUAUGACAGCCAUGUAAUGUCAAUGUGUUCAUGCUGAAAGAGACUGUGCUGGUCUGAUCCCCCUCCUCCUUUCAGGGUGGAGCCUGCUGGAGUCCGAUGGAUGAAACCAGGUCUGAGGAAGUAUUCCUGUCAACUCACAAUCGACACAAACACAGUACACACAAACCUCAAACUGUCUGACAGCAACAGGAAGGUGACAUGGAUUAUGGAGAUUCAGUCAUAUCCUGAUCAUCCAGACAGAUUUGAUAUUUGUCCUCAGCUGCUGUGUGAAAAUGAUCUGACUGGUCGCUGUUACUGGGAGGUCGAGUGGAGAGGAGACGUUUAUGUAUCAGUGAGUUACAGAAGCAUCAGAAGGAAAGGAGGUGGUGACUGUGUUUUUGGAUGGAAUGAUCAGUCCUGGAGUCUGUACUGCACUGAUGAUGGUCCUUAUUCUAUCUGUUACAAUAACAGAAAAACAUGCCUCUCCUCCUCCUCCUCCUCCUCUGUCUCUAACAGAGUAGCAGUUUAUGUGGACUAUCCUGCUGGCACUCUGUCCUUCUACAGAGUCUCCUCUGACACUCUGAUCCACCUCCACACCUUCAACACCACAUUUACUGAAACUCUUUAUCCUGGAUUGGGAUUUUGGCCUGGUUCAUCAGUGACUCUGUGCUGAUUUGAGUGUAAAGAAUGUCCUCCUGUUAGAGAAACACUGACUGUUGAACAGAUGGUUCAGUCUGUACAGAUUCAUGGAUUCAAUCAGUUGAUGUUUUAAACUGUUCUAAAUUAUUCCAUGUAAACGUCUUCGUCUUCAGUCCUUUAAAGAUGGAAGCUACAAUUAUUCCAGGAUCCACAUUUUGUUUUUCUGUCUUUUUCCACUCAAUGCUUCACAGUAAAUAUAUCAGUAUGUUGUGUUUCUCUGAAGUUAGUUCACAACCAGCUCCUCUGCAUUUUCAACAAGUCUGAGCUCAUUAAAAUGAAUCCAAAUGUUUGAUUUCUCUUUCUUAAUGGGAUUUUUCCAAACUCUCCACAUGCUUCCACUGUUUCACUCAUUGUUGGAAACUCAUCAUUUGAAAAUGUUUAGUCAUAUAAGCAGAAAAUAUUGGCUCAAUAGUUUUUAAUGCAGUUUUAACCAGAAUAUGAUUGUAUUGAGGGAUCGUAUUGCAUGUGGCUUAUCUAAUAAACAGCAAAGCAUUACAUAUGUUCUGUAUCACAUUGUUUGGUUAAAGAGUUUGUCCACUGUGCUGAAUCGAUGAGCUAAAUAAUGAAUAUCGGCUUUUAUGAAUCAUUUCUUUUAUUUGUGUUUGUCAUUUUGAUAUGAAAUAAACUUGGUUAGUUUCUCA
Oreochromis niloticus (Nile tilapia) is the source of this 2086-nucleotide messenger RNA. Its product is annotated as stonustoxin subunit beta-like. Bases 868 to 1419 code for a protein of 183 amino acids. The transcript has 2 exons. Gene Ontology annotation, molecular function: protein binding. The record is from RefSeq and is a predicted model, not a curated record. Lineage: Eukaryota; Metazoa; Chordata; Actinopteri; Cichliformes; Cichlidae.